GCUCCACUGAGGACUCCACCUCUUCUCUCCUCUGGGGUGUUGACCGCUUGGAGGAUGCACAUAAAGAGAGAGAGACAGAGAGAGCAGCAGUUUGUCUCACACAGAGACACCAACAGAUGAAUCUGCCCAGCUGCUACCGCCUCCUUCCUCCUCAUCCUCCAUCAGAGCUGCAGAAGGUCUCUGUCAGCUGAUUGACCUCCUUUAAGAUGCUCCACCUCCUGUUCGUCCUGUCUGUUCUGAUUGGAGUGUCAGGAGCUUGGCAGAUAAUCACUGGUUCUUCAGUGCUGGACAUCAGCUCGUGUCCCAUCACUUAUUAUGGACAGAAGUACGAGCAAAUCUAUGUCACCUUCAUGAGUGAAAACAUUGCGUUCUGCUUUGACAACUUUUUCAACCCUGAAACUGGAGGUGACUGUCUUGUGGGGACUGCACCUGACUUGGACAGCGUUGAGUUUUGGAUAAAUGAACCCAAUGCUGGAAUCCAAAAGCUGAUUUAUGACAAUGUAGCAACAAUUCAGAACAGGAUGGAAUGCUACGUGUUGUUUAUCAUGGAGCUCAAUGGGAAAGACUAUGAUUUGGUUCCAGUUAAUUUCGGGACACAAACGGCUCUGAUUGUGGAAAUAUUGGCAUUUGGUUCAGUGGUGUUUGAGGCUCUGGUUGGUGGUGUCACAACUGAUAUAAUGGCUGUUUCAUUCGGUCCCUACAAUCGUCAAUAUCAAAGAUUCUUUGACAUCAGUGGAUGCAGACAUGCUGGUGCUGUGUAUGAAUAUGGUGCAGUGCUGAGCUCAGAUCCAAAAACCUGCUUUAGUCUCACCUGUUCUGACACUGCAGCUCUGCAGAUUUCUAGCUGUGGCCCUCUGGAGCGUUGUGAAGGCAACGGCAUCUGCAUGUUGAACUCCACCUGCACUGUGACUGGCCCCACUGUCAUUGACUUCCAUGGCCAGGUUAACUCUGUUGAGAAUCGGUGUUCAUAUUCUCUGGUCUUGACUCCAUCAGUCCCAAACUUCCAUGUUUUGGGGAAUUUCCUGGAACGCCGACUUAAAGACAUGAGCUUUUUGGACAGUGUGACACUGGUUCUGGACAGGCCCAGCAUUAAAUUUCAUCUGGAACAAGGUGGGAGAGUUCGGCUGGACAACACAAUCCUGACGCUCAACAGUUCGCCUCAGCUGGUUCACAAUGUGGAGCUCUCUAAAGACCGAACUGGAGUCACUGCCAAGUUGUUGCUCUCGUACUCCACCAUCUCUGUCUUCUUUGACGGCUACACUGCACAGAUCCACUUAGAAGGACCUGCUGAUUUACCUCUAGAGGGUCUGUGUGGAAACUCCAGCAGGUCUCUGAGUGACCUGAGGCUCUCUGAGUACAGCUCUACCAGUUGUGAGGUGAAAUACAAUGACCCUGCUGACAGCACAAUCAACUGCAACAAGAUGAUUGAACGCUGUAAUCUCCUGAAAGAGGCGCCCUUCUCCUCCUGUAACAGUGACAUUGACCCAGAGCCCUACAUAACCGCCUGCACCGACACUUUGUGUAAAUAUCCUGCGGUGGACGGACUCAACUGUCAGUUCCUGAAGGCCUACGCCAGAGCCUGCAGUCUACUCAACCACACUCUGGAUGGCUGGACCUCAAAGACCAGCUGCUCCUCUGCAGCCUUCUGUCAGGACAGGAUCUGCAGCGAUCACGAGUUCUGCGGUCAGAAGACAGUCGGUGGUGACACUCGCUGCUUCUGUCGGGCCAUUUUUGCCUCCAAAUACAGAUCAACCGACACUUUGGGUGAUCAAACAGUCUGCAGCCAGAACUCUGCUUUGCUCUCUCUGGUCGGUUGUCUCUUGGAGGACAAAGGCAUCGACUACUCUGCCUUACACCUCAACGACCCGACCUGCAGGGGUCAGAUGGACAAGCUCACCCACAUGGUGACCUUCAGCUUCAACAGCAGCAACAGCUGUGGGAUGGUGGUCACGACUAACAACAGCCAUAUUAUCUACACGAACACCAUAACGAACCAGAACAGCUCCUCUGAUGUCAUCACUCGCCGAGACCAAGUCUACAUCGACUUCUCCUGUGUCCACAUUCAGCCAGCUAUCCAGACUGCUAACUUUAGGAUCAGAGACAGUUCUGUGAUCCAGCAUGCUACACCCAGUGUUUGGAAUUACACUUUGACCAUGAAGGCCUACACUGAUGUAGGCCGCACACAAGCUGUGGAGUCUUUCGCUGAAGUUCCUCUGAACCAGAGAAUCUGGGUGGAGCUGAAGGCUAAUGGGUUGGAUGAAGAAAUGGUUGCCAUGGUAACAGACUCUUGCUGGGCCACCGACCUGGCGUCGUCCACUGGGAGUCUAAGAUAUGACCUGAUUAUCAAUGGUUGUGCUAACCCCGCUGACCAGACUGUGGAGGUGAAGGAAAACGGGUGGGGAACCUCCAACUAUUUCUUCUUCAAUAUGUUUCAGUUCACUGGGAGCUCAGGUGAAAUCUACCUGCACUGCAAAAUCCACCUGUGCCCUAAACGGAGAAACAAAUGCAUCCCGACUUGUAAAGGAGCUGCUCGCAGAUGCAGACCAGCCAGCUCCAAAUACAAACGAGCAGCACCAGCCUUCAUCAGCUUGGCCUGGACUAAUUAGAUAAUGAGCCACUCAAUGAGUCAAACGUCCUGGAUGGUCCUCUGUAGCCUGACAGUCCAGGAUCAGGGUGAAGAUUGACCUCCAAAGACAUUUCAACAGACGAGAGAAAGAAGUACGAGGUGAUUGACUGGAAAGAAGCCAAAGGCAUGUAAAAGAGCAGGAGGGUCACAGUGUGGUCUGGUUUUCUUCUUAAGUGGUUUCCAAGGUGACACUGGCUGACGGAUAAGGCUGCCAAUCCCUGACUUCGGUCUCGUCCUGACCCAGAGCCUGGAUGUUUAUAAGGAUGAACUCAUAACUGGCUACUCUGAGGCUGGGAUUACUGCCACAGCUGGAUUAAGCAGCUGUUAUACUGGAAGUAUUGUGAGGAAAGACAACGAUUCUGCAGCCCAUAUUUUUAUUUAACAGUAACAUCCAUCAUGUGAAUGUAUGAUUUAUGCCAGACGCCCUUUCUGAUGCAUCCAAGAAGGAAAACAAGUGUGUGGCAACAUGAAUAUUUCUAUGAAACAUCUGGACUUCACAGACAUGUCAUCACUACAUCUCCCAGUAUGACUGGGAGCACUUUACAACCUCCCAGGAAGGUUGGAGGCCUGUAAGCUUUUUAUGUUCGAUUAGAUUUAAGGGUAAUAGCCUCAAAUCUAAUCAUGUGACCUCGUUCAUAUGAACAAAUACCUGAGGACAGUGGCCUUGAAUCAAAGAGGAAUUUUUACUUCUCGGGUCAUUUGAGUUGAAGAUAUUUAAGAUGCUAACAUAUCAAACUACCAGACAAGAAUAAAAUAAAUAGGGUAAUAUUGAAAAUAAGCAGGUCAUCAGAUACCGUCUGCUGGCCGGAGGUGCUUUAAAGGUGAAUCAAUGUGAAAAUCACUCCUGUAAAAAGCUGGUGUGCAGGGUGAAACAUUAAAAGGGGGCAGACUGCUUUUUCCUCUGUUUUGUAGCUGAAUUUUUGGAUUGUUUUCUGAUUUCUGCCUGUUUGGAUGACCCGUCACUCCCUUUCACCCACAUGCUUACCACAUUACUGAUGUGAGGAAAGACUGAGUCACUUUUUUUUUAAAAAAAGUUUAAUUUAAAUAAACACAUUUUGGCUAUUUAAACUGAAUUAUUUGUGUGAUCUCCCUACUUUGCCCGAUCUUGGAUGUUAAGGGUGAUUUACAAAAAACUC
Messenger RNA from Oreochromis niloticus (Nile tilapia), 3762 nucleotides. Its product is annotated as alpha-tectorin. Lineage: Eukaryota; Metazoa; Chordata; Actinopteri; Cichliformes; Cichlidae. The coding region runs from base 207 to 2606 and encodes 799 amino acids. The record is from RefSeq and is a predicted model, not a curated record. The transcript has 18 exons.